Oreochromis niloticus (Nile tilapia) is the source of this 8258-nucleotide messenger RNA. RefSeq names its product insulin receptor substrate 1-B. Gene Ontology annotation, biological process: insulin receptor signaling pathway. Gene Ontology annotation, cellular component: plasma membrane; cytosol. Gene Ontology annotation, molecular function: insulin receptor binding; phosphatidylinositol 3-kinase binding. The transcript has 5 exons. The coding region runs from base 683 to 4711 and encodes 1342 amino acids. The record is from RefSeq and is a predicted model, not a curated record. Lineage: Eukaryota; Metazoa; Chordata; Actinopteri; Cichliformes; Cichlidae.
UGGUGGUGUGUGAGAGGGGGGGGAGAGGUGGAGCUCUACUAUCAGAGCUGUGAUGAAGUCCUUGAACGCAUCGCGAUCAAAAGUACCAGCAGAGCGCUGAGUGACAGUCCUGCUCCACGGUAGCAGCUCCGCGCCAGAGAAACCAGAGCAGAGCCGAGCGAGGCAGGGGUGGGGGGACAGGCACAGAGACCGCGUGCAGCAGGAUGGGCUCCGCGCACCGCGAUGUGCAGUAAUUGGGAUUAAAACUACCGGACGGCGCUUGGAAACACUCACAGCAGCAGCAACAGCAGUAGUAAUAGUAGUAGUAGUAGUAGUAGUGGAGAGCAGGGGGAGCUCCGCCGCAUGUGCUCCUCUGUGUGCGCCUGAAAGAACUUGUUUUGCUCCGUGCGCUGGGCAAAAAUCGACCCCCUCCUCCUCCAAAGAAAGAAGCGACCCGGCGGUCAUAAACAAACACGGGUUCAGAUUUAAGCUCCGGGACUCGCAGUUGCAGCAACCCCAAACCGACCUCUGACUCUCCUCUCACAUGCCAGCGCCGGUGUGGGGGAGAGAGGCAGAGGAGAGGAGCCGGGGGAUGUUUGGAUCAGCUCGCUGAACUCGCACAAACACCGACGAGGAAAACGAGAAGUCGCGCUGGUUUUUCACGUGGGGGUUUAAAAUAAAGAGAGAGAGAUCGGAGGGUGUCAUGGAGAGCCAAGCGGGUGAGCAGCACAGCCACGAGGACGUGCGGAAGAGCGGCUACCUCCGCAAGCACAAGUCCAUGCACCGGCGGUACUUCGUGCUCCGUGCCGCCUCGGAGCGCGGUCCGGCCCGCCUGGAGUACUACGAGAGCGAGAAGAAAUUCCGGGGCAAGGCCCCCGUCCCGAAGAAAGUGGUGGCGCUGGAGACCUGCUUCAACAUCAACAAGCGGGCCGACUCCAAGAACAAGCACAUGAUCGUGCUGUACACCCGGGCAGAGAGCUUCGCCGUGGCCGCGGAGAACGAGGCGGACCAGGACGAGUGGUACCAGGCCAUGGUGGAGCUGCAGUGCAGGAGUAAGAAUCCUAAUGACGGUAGCGGUGCAGGAGACUAUGGAGUGCCUAAUCCUGGACCAGCAUUCAAAGAGGUAUGGCAGGUAAAGGUAUGGCCCAAAGGCCUGGGUCAGGCCAAGAACCUGGUUGGCAUCUACCGCCUUUGCCUGACCGACAAGACGGUGAACUUUGUGAAGCUCAACUCUGAUGCUGCCGCUGUGGUGCUGCAGCUGAUGAACGUGAGACGCUGCGGCCAUUCAGAAAACUUCUUCUUCGUUGAGGUGGGACGCUCUGCGGUGACAGGCCCGGGCGAGUUCUGGAUGCAGGUGGAUGAUUCAGUAGUCGCCCAAAACAUGCAUGAAACCUUGCUAGAGGCCAUGAAGGCAUUGAGUGAGGAGUUCCGCCAGCGCAGCAAGUCUCAGUCCAACUCUGGCCCUGGAGGAGGUGCUACUGCUUCUAACCCCAUCAGUGUUCCCUCACGCCGCCACCACCCAAACCCUCCUCCUAGCCAGGUUGGCUUCACCCGCCGGCCCCGAACCGAGCCCCCUGGAGGAACUAACAGUGGAGCACCCAUCAACUGUGCCAACGCUUCUCCCACGCCAAGGCAUAGCUUCCCGAGGUCUCGCACUGCAAGUGAUGGGGGGAAAGGGGAGGACGGGAUAACAGGUGCCACACCGAUCCAUGGGGUGAACUCCAGCCCCUCCACCAAUGGCUCCUGCUCUACCACCCCAAUCCUCAGAUCAAAAUCAGCUCGUUCAGCACCCACCACAACUGCUAAAACUCCUUUAGCGUUGAUGCGCUCUAUCUCGACCCCAGCUCCUUCCCCAGCUCCAAGUCUGUCCUCUAGCUCUGGUCAUGGCUCAGAGUUUGGUGGCUUAACGUCUUGUGCUGGUGCUCCGGGGUCUGGAGCCUACAGUCGUAUCCCCUCUCAUCGAGCCUCUGUCUCAGGCUCACCCAGUGACUACGGAUCCUCAGACGAGUAUGGUUCAAGUCCUGGAGAUCACACGGUCCUACCUUCGCCUAGCCUCCCUGGAAGCUCUGUUGGCAGUGUCAGUAGUCAGUCCCUCAGUGAAGAUGGAGCCAACUAUAUCCUAAUGGGCCAACGUGGUAGCAGUGGUGGUGGCAACAGUAAUCAAGGAAGUGGCUCCCAGCCAACACCAGGAACACCAACCUCUGGCUCCCAAACUAAAAGAGUUCUACGCCGCUCCUCCAGCCGGGAAUGUGAAGCUGAACGUAGGCUGCUGAGCAAGCGGGCCUCCUUACCUCCUAUGGCCCUGGAAAGGCUGGCUCCACGUCAGCGCAGAGCCGAGGAGCCAGCAGAUGACGAUUCGGCUGAUUACGCUAUCAUGUCAAGAAGCACGAGCCGAGAGUCUUUUACUUCCACCUGCUCUUCUACACAGAAGGAAUCUGCCAUGAGUGCUGGGUCGGCAGGGGGAGGAGGAGGGUACUUGGAUGUGGCAGGAGAGUUUAAAGCUGAAGGCAGUGUAGGAGCAGGUGGUAGUGUAGAUUUAGGCGUGGACAAUGGGUACAUGUCUAUGCUACCUGGAGUUACUCAGCCUCCGACGUCCCUUUCCCAGUCACUGGCCGUUUCGGUCCCCGACUCAGAAUCCAGACCUGCUGAUGAUUACAUGGCCAUGACUCCUAACAACAGCGUGUCUCCUCCACAGCAGAUUCGACCUCCACCAACUUCUGAUGGCUAUAUGAUAAUGUCCCCUAAUAGCAGCUGCUCCCCUGACCAGCGUGGAGGUCUUUCAGGUGGGACUUGGGUGGGCAGUGACAGUGCAGACAGCAGGCCAGGCAGUGACUAUAUGAACAUGUCUCCAAUUAGUGCACGUUCUGUAAACGGCAGUCCCCCACCUCCUGAGCACUCAUCACAUUUGGAGACCAGUCCACAGCAACAUGGUCCCAAGAUGGUGUACUCUUACUAUUCCCUACCCAGGUCUUAUAAGCAUAGCCCCUCUACUGGACACUUUGAUGAUGGUCCUGGACGAGGAAGAAGGCCCAAUGGGAGUUCUAGGAGGGGAAUGGGUGGCGGUAAACCUAUUAGAGGGCUUCAGGAGCAAGCAGCAGUUGGUAAUGCAGUGGUUGGACGCCACCUGUCUCUCUCGUCUUCAUCGUACUCCUCCAGCUCAGCCAGCAGUGAAAGUCUGGGUGAGAGCGAUGAGCGAACUACCCAGGCUUUGAGUAACGCGACUGGGGGAACUCAGUCCAAGGAUGGGAGUAAGCAGCAGCAGAGAAGGGGCUCUGGUGGGUUGUCCAAGCAGGGUAGCUAUACUAGAAGCAGACCUGUUAGCCUGUUUGUUGACGUAUCCAAAGCUAACACUCUUCCUAGAGUUCGUGAGAACCCUCUGCCACCAGAACCUAAGAGCCCUGGGGAGUAUGUAAGCAUUGAAUUCAAGGGGGAGAAGGGCAAUCCGACUGGGAUAGGACUAGGUCGUGGUAGGGGUCUAAGGCAUGGCUUAUCGCUGCCUCAUGGCUCCAGCAGCCAGCAGCCUCAAAACAAGCCAUCUUCUUCCUUUGGAAACUUUAUACCCCUUUCCCGUAGCCCAUCUGCCCCUAUCACUCCACCAGCUGCCUCUGAGUACGUCAACAUGGACCUGGGCCCUUCUCCAUCACCCUCACCCCUCUCUCUUACCCCGCUGGUUUUCCCCUCUUUCCAUACCCCUCCCACACCCCCAACUCUUGCUCAUGCCCCUAAACCCUGUAAUGAGGAUAAUACUAGACCUCAUGAAGAUGAGGUUGAAGUGGCUGAGGCCCCACUUAGGAAAAGCAGAGAAAGCGUUCCAUCAGUGACCAAAUCCGAGUCUCCUACAUCAUGUGGAGACUACACAGAGAUGGCCUUCAGUUUGAAUAACAACCCUGUCCCCCGGUCAUCAUCUAGCGUCUCCCCAAAAGGCCCAUCUCCCACCAGGGAUGAUACAUCUGUGCUGCCACGGGGUCUAGACUUUCCCCUAUCCAAAACAGGACCUAACCCAGACCAGGGAGCUAAAGUUAUCCGGGCUGACCCCCAAGGACGGAGACGGCACUGCUCAGAAACCUUCCUUGCCUCAACUUCCCUCUCCACCUCUACCUCGACUUCUUCCUCAACCGCUUCCCUCUUUCCUGAACACCAGUCUGUAGCCCGCCGGCUGGGCUUUGAAAGCAUGCUGUGGGGGAAUGGUGUUGUGACUGAUUCUCCCACUCAGUUCCCCCUUCCUGGACAGCAAUCUCUUCCCACAAAUGCUCAGACUUCAUCUGCAGAGCAAGGCCUUAACUACAUAGACUUGGAUUUGGCCAACAAGGAGAGCCCCCACGUGGGACUGGAUGGGCCCUCUGGCAGCCAGGCCCCAUCUCGCCUCUUCUCUGUACUGGGUUCUGGUUCUGGGGUGGGGGCAGCAGGUGCAUCAGUCGGCAGCAGUGGCAGCUCCAGCCUGAACACGUACGCCAGCAUUGACUUCUACAAAUCAGAGGAGCUGCGGACGCACCAAAAUGGAAGCAAGGAGGGAACUGUGUGUCUUUUAUGUUGUCUCUGUGUUGACUCCCUCCCAUCACCGCCAUCCAGUUGUGACUUCCCCUCCCUGACCCUGGUUCUACCGGAGAGUGUUGAUGUCGGUGAAUCGUCCCUGGGGAAAACAAAGGCUCCGCCUCUUCAUUUUGUGGCAACCUAUCGCAUCGAGAGAGCAGCUGGAUCGGACACGGUCCUCAAGCACUUUGUCAGAGACUGAUGGAAAACGUCUUUUUUUUUUUUUUUUUCCUCUUCGCUUUCAUCUAGUUGGUUGUGGAAACCAACAGGGAUGUGUGCCAAAUGACAUUCUUAAAAAGCUAUUUGCUGCUCUCAUUCCUUGAGUGAAACCCGUCAGAGGAGGGUACAAAAAUGGAGAACAGUGUUUUCUUUUUUCUUUUCCUUUUUUUUUCCUAAUUGGAAAAGCUCCAAUUAUAAAGAAUACAACGGUUGAUGAAAAAGAAAAAUGUGUCGAAUUGUACAUCUGCUCAAAAAGUGCCUCAUUUUCAGAUUGUAGCCAUUUUCCAGAGAACUUCAGUGAAGCUUUGUGGGGUGUUUUUUGUUGUUUUUCUUUCCAAGCUUGAUUUAAUGUAGUUAUAAAAACAAAAGUGGGGAGCACUGGUGUGAGCUUUUACUGCAUUCAUGUCAUAAAGUAUGGAAGGUUUGAAGGUUUGCUAUGUGUGCACACAGCGAUCGUCAGUUUUGUGAUUACAGAGUUGCUCCUAUGUGGCUGAAAAACAUUAUAGACACUAUGUCAUUAGGUUUCAGUUCAUAUUCCUUGAUGUGAGUCUUCCAAGAUGGGUAAAAUAAAUAAAAACAUGUUGACAGUUCUAACUGGGAUGUUGAAAUAAAAUGAAACCAGUGGGGGGAAAAAUUGUACACAAUAAAUCUGAUAUGACAUGAACGCAGCAAUUUCACUAAGGCCUCAGAGCCACAGGCCUAGAGACCAGUCGGCAACCUCCUGGCACCUUCUGGUUGCUAGGGAAAAAAAUAGUAUUCCCCAGCGAAUUGUUGCUAGAGGAAAUCACUGCACCAAAAACUGCACCUUCUUGUCACUGCUGUGGUUGCAGGCAGGUUGCUGCAGUCACUUGUAGUUUGCAAGGAAGAUGCAGACUUGUCUGCAAACACUCGCCGCUUACUCUCCCGAGCAAACCAAAAGCAGAGACUGUUCGCCUUCGAAGUAAUUGCUGCAACCAACACAUUUCAAAAGUUACAGCUUAUUUUGAAGGCCAACAGUUCUCCAUUUCUACUUUUUUCCACUCAUUUCUUACAGUUUCACAGUUGCUUGGCGAAGACAUGGCAAGUGUUAGUGGACAAGUUGUCUUCCGUGUAAGCAACAGGCAACAACAGCAUUUAUUCUUGCAACCUCUAGCAAGCAAAACAAUCGUGAUGUUUUUGAUGCAGCAAUAAAAACACCUUUUUGUGACCAAUUUCGGAAUCGUGUAAUACCCAUUUUUCUUUAGAAAACGAUGGUUGCAACAGGGUCACUAACUAGUCUCCAACCACGCGAGUAUGGAGCUUUUGCAAUCAGUUUCACAGCAACUGUUAGCAGCCUCUAGCAAUGACUUGCAACUGGUUGAGGAAUAAAUAUUUUAACCUGGCGACCAGUAGCUGCCAAAUGGUCGCUGGCAAGACUCUAGGCUUGAGUGACUGAGACCUAAAGUACUAGCAAUCUGCUAGCCUUCCUUUCUACUGUGAGAAAUACUAGCAUAGCUGCUGUUAGCGUACUGUUGAAUAUUUUGUGUCGCUUUUACUUUUCAGAAUUCUAUUUUUCCUCUCCUAUUAUCUUCUUCACUGCAUACUUUCGCUGUUCGGUGAGCCAUAAGUAUUGAGCGCACAGGCCUCAAACAAAAGACACUUUUAGCAGGGAGUACAGUAGCCUGCUAGCUAGUUAAAACCAGCUAGAUCAGAUUAACAUAUUAGCAUCGUGCCAGGGCGUAAAUUCGCCGUCCUGCUGACCACAGCUCAGGGUUAGACCCCCCCCCAAAUAUACAGCUAAGCAAUCCCAUUAGAGCUACUGGCUCCAGACACUUGUGUCUCACUUAAUCCCCUUCAUCUCAGGAUGCUAAAUAGCAUACAGUGCACACAGCUGAGGACAGAGGCCCUAUCAAUAGCCAUGCUGAUGCUAGCUUUGUAGCCGUCAGCACACUGCUUUUUAGCAGCUGAGCAGGGAUCAGUUCUCAUUUCAUCGGUAUGAAAUAAACUGCAGUUUGUUCACUUGGUUUUUUUUUUACACAGCACCAAACAUUUUAAGAGGUGUUUUCACUUUGCUUUGGCCCCGAGUCCUUCUUUUCUGUCUGGCUCUUGCUUCAAUCUCUGCUAUGCAUUAGAACUUAAGUGCCUGUCUGUCCUAUCCAUCUCUCUCUUAGCAGCUAGCACUAAUAUAGAUAUCCUAUCAGAGUAUACUGACUAUUUUUUUUGUCUCUUAUUGUUUUUUGGGUCUCUUUUGGCUGUACAGUUCUCAUGAAAUAACUUGUUCUGUUUGUGCGGUGUGGCAGCGAUCUAUCCGAUGACUUGACUGAUAGCCGUGGCUCUGAUCCCAGAAGUGUUGGACCUUAAUGGAGGACUAAAUCGCUGCAGUGCCAAAACACAAAAAAACCCGGCUGUUCUCCUCUCGUGACCUUGAGCUCUCAAGUCUGGACACAUUGCUUUGUUUUUGUUUUGGGGGGGGGUGAAAAAAAAUGUUAAAAAAUGUAACCUUUUAUGUUCUCCCUCCCUUGGUGUUUUCUUUAGCAGCGAGGGGAAAACUGUGACAUAUCUCACCUCGCUGUCUGCUCAUUGUGAAGAUUUGCGUAUGCUUUAACCUUGAAUUUGUGUGUGACUCUGACUGGAGGGUUUAAAAAAAAUACAAGUACACGAAGAGGAAGAAAAGGCCGCCGCACAGAAACAGCAGCAAGAAGGAGAAAAAUAAUAAAUAACUACACAUGUGUGUGUGUAGCUGCAAAUUUGGACUCGCGUGUUUGCCCGCCUGCCUCGGGAUGCUCGUGAACUUUUUCCCUCUGGUCACAUGACUUUUGAGGUUGACAGCGUAAAACAAUUGAGCUUUUUUUGAGUGGUAGGAAACUGCGGGUAAUAAAGGAUAGACAUUCAUAAUUGAGAGGGGGAAGAAUAAACAGACUCAUGAAAACAUGAAUCUCACGUGUUUACCCACUCCAGACUCGCAGGCAAACACGCGAUAAUGAGUAGAAAUGCUUCUAAUGGUAUUUUUGGAGAUGUUCUCAUAAUGUAACUCAGCAGUUUUCAGCCAAAACACAAAUGCUCGAUGGUACUUUGGAGUUCAGAAAGAGCGCACAAACACAGUUGCUUUCAAUCCUGUCGUUAUUAUCCUGCCCGAGCCUCCCCCACCCCUCAAGCUCUGAGCAUCUGAUGAUUUUAUUCUUUUUUUUUAUUUUAUUUUAUUUUUGCUUCUUAAUGAACGUUUUUACCUUGUCAAACUGCCCGCAGUCUGGAAAACUUCAGCUGCCCGUGGCGACGUACUCGAUUGUCACACCCACAUAUCAUGAACUGAACUCCUUAUGGGAGACGCUCAGGCAGUUUUAAGGUCGGCUGUAUGAUUUCAUUCAUUGCGUUGUUAGCGGAUGUAGACGUGUUCAUUAAAUGUGCAGGAAGGUGCUGCUGGUGCUGCUGUUCUGAAUUGUAUGUAUUCCUCCUGUUCCCCCUGAGGGAUGGUACUGAAUGGGGAAUAUUGUGAGAUUUGCCAUUGAUGUAGACAGUUUUACUUCUAUUGCUUGAGGAAAAACAAAAUUUGACUAAAAAGGAUUAAAAAAAAA